Molecule: messenger RNA, 2470 nt
Organism: Ostrinia nubilalis (European corn borer)
Lineage: Eukaryota; Metazoa; Arthropoda; Insecta; Lepidoptera; Crambidae
Gene: mol
Product: dual oxidase maturation factor 2
Exons: 11
Coding region: 1-1551 (516 amino acids)
Biological process (GO): protein transport
Cellular component (GO): endoplasmic reticulum membrane
Source: RefSeq, a predicted model, not a curated record
AUGAAGGGGUGGUUCGACGCGUUCCGCGAGGAAGGCGGGCCGACCCUGUACGCUUACCACAACCGGACGGCAGUCGCGGCGGACGUGCCCGCGCUCGCGCUGCUGCUGGCUGCGCUCACGCUCUACCUCGCCUUCCUCGCCAUCUUCCCCGGCAUCAGGAAAGAGCACUGUCACUCCGCUUACCACGACCGGACGGCAGUCGCGGCGGACGUGCCCGCGCUCGCGCUGCUGCUGGCUGCGCUCACGCUCUACCUCGCCUUCCUCGCCAUCUUCCCCGGCAUCAGGAAAGAGCACUGUCACUCCGCUUACCACGACCGGACGGCAGUCGCGGCGGACGUGCCCGCGCUCGCGCUGCUGCUGGCUGCGCUCACGCUCUACCUCGCCUUCCUCGCCAUCUUCCCCGGCAUCAGGAAAGAGAGAUUCUCCACCUUUACAAUAGUCACUCUGAGCCUCUUCGUGGGCACUGUAAUUUUAGUGUGCGAGCAUGGGUCGUCGUGGCACGUGGCGGGGGCGCGCGUGGCCCGCGCAGCCUACCGAGCAUUCUCCUCCGAGCGGCUCGACUGCUGGCUCGCGGUCCACGUGGGGCUCGGACACGUCAAUGUCACUCUCACCGCCUUAUCAUGGGGAAACACGUCGAUAGGUGAUCCUGGAGUUGACUACAACGAACAGUUCCGAUGGGAAGAAGCUGGUGCCAUGCAGGAGUGGUACCGCGCCGGCCUGACCCGCGGCCUGCCAUACCCUGUGCUGUCCGUCGCAGAACACUUCGCUGUGCAACACGAGGGCUUCGAGUGGGGCGCCAAGUAUCGAGCUGCAGGAUAUACUACCUCGACUCUUCUCUGGACAGCAUUAGCACUAUGGCUACUGAUGAACCUACUCCUCGUGGUGGUGCCGCGAUACGGUGCGUAUGCGAUGGCGAUGCUCGGAGUGACCCUAUGCGCGGCCGCAGGCGGCUACUGGGCGUCGCUCCCUCACGCGCCUCUCACGGUCAGACUCGACGGAGCCAUGCUGUUCUUCUCCCUUGGCUGGUGCUUUUGGCUAGUCCUCAUUGCAGGUUGCAUCUGCGUGGUGGUGGGACUGCUGAUAGCAGCGCUGGACUUGGCAUGGCCUCACCGAUUCUCAACAGUGCUCGAAGUAGAUUACGACACGCCGUAUGACAGACAUGUGCUGAUCGUCGACAGUCGGCAAAGAGCACGACCUCAAACACAAAGUUCACUACCGUCUAGGAUUCUAAGGAGGCUAUCGUCAAAAACCAAGGAUACCGAGGGUCACGUAUCUAUGUCGGUAGUUAGUGAGAAUGAAAGGGGUAGAGACAACCCGGCAUUCCAACACGAGCAGAGGAAACCAAACUCGCCGUGGAGGUAUCCUUUGUUCAGGCGGCAGAUAGACAGAGCGGAUUCAGCUUCAAGUCUAGGAUCUAGUAUCAACGGACAUAGCACCGCCAUCAGGAUGUCGCCGUUAGCGACCAGCCCUACAGGCUCGUCGCCCGCCAUACCGCCUCACAGAUUCCGUCCGCAAAUACCAGCAGCGGAAAGAGUAAAGGAUAUGUGGUGAUUGAAUAUGACCGACAUGUAGUAUUAUAUUAGUAAUUUAUCGAACUGCGUAGUGCCACAAGUGAUUGAUUGUAAACUUAAACCUACUGAUCUCCAUGAAGGACACUUAAAUGUGACUGGUUUAUUUGUAUUAUAAAUAGGACAGAAAAUAGGCAAUGUUUCUGUAGCGUAGUUAGGUAAUUUAAAAUAUUAAAAAUGUAUAAAAUUGUAAAUAUGUAAAUCUUAGUUAGAAUUUAAAUAAUAAUACGUUGUAACGAAUCCGUCCAGUGUCAUAAAUUUAAAAUUUCUGUAAUAUUACAUAAUAUAUUAUUGUCUAAAACUAUUUUAUAUUACCUCGUUUAUUAAAAAAAAAUACUAUGUUUAAUUAUACUAUACUUUCAUAACGUCGUAAAAUAAUAAAAUAAUUAAAUACUAAAUCAAGACACAAGUGAAUACUUUGUGCCAUCUAAAUAAUUCCUACUUACAUAAAACUAGAAAUACUUAUUUACGCGUCACUUAAAACAAAAGAAAAUUGAAAUUUAAUUGAACUGUUUGAGAAGUACUCACUAAAAUUACUAUUCAUUCGUUAUAAUCCUGAUGACAAACUCGAACACUAAAAAGUCAUUUAGAAUAAUAAUUUAGGUUAAGUUAUUUAUUUUCUAAUGUUUCUUGACAAUUUGGUUGACCGUACGGCGAAUUGUGAUAUUAAAGAAUUGCGUUUGUACCUUUUCGUGUAAUUAUUUCAACAAUGCUAUAUUUAUAUGUCAUAUUAAGAUAAGCCUAACAUCACAGGUCAUUUUCAAUGUUGUGAAAAUAUGUUUGCAACAGUGAAUGUGUAUUGUACCUAGUAUUUUAAUGUGAAAAUGAGAAUAUCAACGAGAAAUGUGUGCUGUCGUUUGUAUUUAUUGUGAUUGAGGAAAAAAUAAUACAGAUGUUACAAA